AUGGUCAUUGGCUGGGUGCUUUGCUCGCUCUGCCUCGCCACCAUGGCAACACUUCCAUUGGAGAAACCCUACUUCCCAGAGGCUUCGUGGCGAGAAUUGAAGCCCAAUGAGUACACAGAGGAGGAAGCAUCGGCAAUCAAUCAUCACGCCCCUGCUUCAGGAGGAAACUACGUCGUACUGAUGAUGCUGGCAACACUCGGCUAUGUAGUCGCAGAUGUGGCAGCGGAUGGUGUCGUUGUCGAGUACGCCCAGCGCGAGCCUAUCGCAACACGAGGUCGAACUCAGACCGCAAUAUACACAGUGAGAUCCAUUUUCAACAUCUUUGGUAGCCUACUCGUGGGCUUUGGACUCAGUUCGCCACCCUAUGGAGGAGACUUCGCUUUCGGUAUCAGCUUUCCUGUGUGUUCGCUCGUACUGGCGUUGUGCUGCGUACCGGUGCUUCCAUUGACUUGGUCUUUCGUCUCCGAGGAACGGGUGGGAUGUCCGGAGCUGCGCAAAUACAUGGGUGAUCUGUGGGGUACAAUGCAGAGCCGAGCAGUGUACCAAGUCAUCGCGUACAAUUUCUUUUCUGGUGUACUCGGUGGCAUUACCUACGUAGCAUCCGACCCAGUUACGAUGUAUUGGGCCCGUGCAUCGAGUUUCAACAUCUCGGUCUCGCAGGUUAUUGCUUCAGGUGUAACAGCUUGUACACUAACGUCCAUGGGUCGCUACGGACUAAACUGGGACUGGCGGGUUGUUAUUGUCAUCACCACUUUGUGCGUGGUCGCACUUGAUGCAGUGUGUGUGAUGCUCACAACGUGGAAUGUCGUGCGCAACCAGUGGUUCUGGCUCGGUCUGCCGAUUGUGGAAACUAUACCGUCAAGCAUAAACUUCAUUGUUUCAAGCUUCGUUGUCGUUGAACUAGCUGACAAGGGCAAUGAAGCUGCCAUCUACGGACUUUUGACGACGGUCGGUAACCUAAGCAAUCCAUUUUCGUCGACGCUCACCAAGGCUAUCGAUGAAACGUUUGCCGUUAACAAUCAAGAUAUCCUGAACGACUCUGAAGUCACUCGCCGAGACGUCACGAUUGUUGUGCUUAUUGCAUACGCGUGCAAGGUGAUCUCACUGCUGUUCCUUGUUCUCCUACCGAGACAAAAGAAGCAGGCUCAAGCACUGAAACGCAGUGGCCAACGCAACAAGAUGUUUGCUGCAAUGACCAUUGCUUACUGUACGUUUGCAUUGGCCUGGUCACUAGUGAUCAACUUGCUCGGUAUUUUUGACGGUACCAGAUGUCUGAAAAUAGUUGGAGGGUGCUGA
Hyaloperonospora brassicae is the source of this 1296-nucleotide messenger RNA. The record is from the annotation of a GenBank genome assembly. NCBI's taxonomy places the organism in Eukaryota, Oomycota, Peronosporomycetes, Peronosporales, Peronosporaceae.